AUGCGAGAGAAGCAGAGAAAAGGUGGAAAGCGAGCGCACUUUGAUUGGUUUCGGAGAAUACGCGGAGUGGUGGAGUUGUGCGGUCUUGGGGAGUUUGUGAGUGCCGCGACAAGGCAUGCCGGUGUUUCCGUCCAAGCUGUCUUCCAGCGGCAUCAAAUGUUUGCCGUUGUUUCUGCGAGGUACUGUGGUAAAAGGUUUCGGACGAGGGAGCAAACAACUCGGCAUUCCAACUGCAAACUUUCCCGCAGAUCUCGUGGAGCAUCUUCCAGAGGACUUAAAGUGUGGUGUCUAUUAUGGCUGGGCGGCUGUGGACGACGGACCAGUCCAUCGGAUGGUGAUGAGCGUUGGGUGGAAUCCUUACUAUAAGAAUGAGAAAAAAUCCAUGGAGGCCCACAUCAUGCACCACUUUGAUGAUGACUUCUACGGUUCUGUGCUAAGAGUUGCCGUCCUGGGAUAUCUACGAGCUGAGAAAAACUUUGCAUCAGUGGACGACCUGGUCGCCGCAAUAAAGAAGGACAUCGCAGAUGCAGAUUCGGCCCUCAGCGGAACACAAUUCCAGCAGUACAAGAGUCACCCAUUCUUCAGCGCGGAGCAAUUGAGUGGUGGUGCCCCGCUUGUCCGCAGUGCAUGAUGCUGGCCUGUGUAGGAUGCAAGUUCCUCCUGCUCUCUGUGAUUCCCUCGUCAGCACAUUGGAUAUGAGCAAAGUGAUCUGUGGCAACAUUGGUUCACAUUCCGUUUAUGUGCGUGCUACUAGAAACUAUUGUUUCUACCUUCUGGGUGGUAUGGAGGACUAAUUAAAAACAAAAUCUAUAAAAAGCUGCGGCUUUUUGGGCAAGAUCUGCAUUCUACUCCAGAAACUGUACGCGCAUAUACUCCGCUGCAGUGGCGUGCUGCUGUAUUAUAUUCGAAAGUUUGCGUUACGAGCGAAACUUGCGGGAAUUGUGGUCUUACUAUUUGUGUGCCUCCCUUGCUUGUGGAAUGAAAACAGCAGUUAGGAUGUGCGUAACACCUGCAUUUCACCCCACUUAUGAGAUUACGAAGCAGUUGGGACAUUUAAUAAUACUGCACCAAUGUUUUAUCGCUAAGCACAUCUUAUAAUGUUGGGCACAUUGUUAACGAGAAUAGACAGCAUUAAACUUAGGAUAAUUAUUUAUUUAAUUACUUAUUUUGGUGAGCGUGUUUAAGAUCUGACAGUUUGGCUGUUCAUUGUAUGUCGAGCUUUCUAUUAAAAAAGUUUAUUUUUC
Molecule: messenger RNA, 1244 nt
Organism: Ornithodoros turicata
Lineage: Eukaryota; Metazoa; Arthropoda; Arachnida; Ixodida; Argasidae
Gene: Rfk
Product: riboflavin kinase-like
Exons: 4
Coding region: 116-631 (171 amino acids)
Biological process (GO): FMN biosynthetic process; riboflavin biosynthetic process
Cellular component (GO): mitochondrion
Molecular function (GO): riboflavin kinase activity
Source: RefSeq, a predicted model, not a curated record